GGGCAAGCAAACUGGAUUAUCUUUGUUCAACCAUGCCUCUCGACAUCGACGACGGAGGCUGUUGACAAUGCCCAUGCGGAAUCGAGGAGAAUCCUAUUCGACAUAAUUAACAGGAAAAGCAUGUGGAUCUGCACUAGAUGGCGCUGUUCCCAUAUCUGCAUGGCAGCACAUCUCCGCCGAGCCUGAGGCGAUGGCGCUCCUGUCGCUUUUUACUUUUCUGGUAAUCUGGUACUACGUUCCUCCAUUUACCUUGAGGCUGAUUCUCCAUUAUUUAGCGGGUUCUUCCUUUCUUUCUUCACUUUCCUCGUCUUCCUCCGGGGGUACGUCAUGAGUCAACCGCCAUCUACAGUUCCUGUGGCUCAGCACUACCUAAAAUACACGGCUCUGAAGGGUUUCUUUGUACAAGACGAGCCGAGCAAAAUCGACAAAGACUUCGAUUAUGCGAAGAGCAAUCUCGGUCUGAUCGAUCGCAAAUACCCUAGCGACACUGAACCUGACUCCUCGAAACAAACAACCCAGUGGCAACGCCUGGAGAACUACAUCCAAACCUUGAAUUCGCAUGCUGCUGAAGACGAGCAAUAUAAGCUGCUAUAUUUUGGACGACACGGCGAAGGCGAGCAUAAUGUGGCAGAAGCGAAGUACGGGACGGAAGCUUGGGAUUGCUACUGGUCGAAGUUGGAAGGCGACGGCGAACUCAAAUGGGCAGACGCACAUCUCACCCCUGAAGGGGAACAGCAGGCACUGACAGCGAACAAAUUUUGGGCUAAGGCUCUGAAGGAAGAAAAGAUACCCGCACCGGAGAGCUACUACUCUAGUCCGUUGGACCGGUGCUGCAACACGGCAAGCUUGACGUUUGAAGGCCUAGAUUUGCCGAAGGACAAACCGUUUAAGCCCUUGAUCAAGGAGCUUAUGCGAGAAGUUGUUGGUGUGCACACUUGUGACCGUCGCUCGUCCGCGACAGCCAUCAAAUCGCGUUGGCCAAACUUCACUUUCGAACCUAACUUCGCAGAGGAAGACCCUCUCUGGGUUGCUGAUAUCCGUGAAUCUGACUCGCAGCUUGAUCAACGUAUCAAAACCCUGCUUGACGAUAUCUUUACUAACGAUAAGCAUACGUACAUCUCGUUGACAAGCCACUCAGGUGCAAUUGGGGGUUUCCUACGUGUCCUUGGUCACGAGCCGUUUGGACUGCAAACGGGAGGUGUUAUUCCUGUUCUCGUGAAGGCUGAGAGAGUACGCGGACAACCGCCGCCAGUAAAGGUUGCUCCGGGAAUCCCACCACCAACUUGUCCACCACCUCCAGGAGUUUGAUAAAUCUCGUGCGUUUACUCUCGCUUAGUUGAAUGGCUUAUCUUCUCCCGACAGUGGAGCCAUUAACUCUAUCUGAACUAUGAGAAUGCUAGUUCGGAUAGACUCAAAAGGUUUUAAAAGAUCGGCAUUUCACACAUGCAACUCGACCUUGUCUUCAGAACAAAGCCUAAUGCUACACCUUGUCCUCCAAUUUGAUAAAUCCUGCGAAAUUUCCCCAGCGAACAAGCAUUAUGCAAAGAAGUGUGUUGGGCAGUUCUGCUAUCAGUUCGGCCACAACAAAAAUAUGAAGAACCUCACCUGCCGGGUUUCAUCCCUUCUCGUUUUUGUUGGUGAUAAGAAGCUAGCGAGAAGCAAAGAAGCUCGACCUUUGUCUUGCUCUCCCUCUCUUUGCAUUUUUUUUUUCAUAGCAUCCUUUUGGAUCACAUCUUACUUUACAUUCUUCUCAUGGUUUUACAACUUGAUUUUGUGACCUAGAGAUAAUGCAUGUAUACUGUCGCACUUAACAGUCAUCACAUGGUUACAUCUUGACAUCAAGAACCGGGUCGU
Molecule: messenger RNA, 1854 nt
Organism: Verruconis gallopava
Lineage: Eukaryota; Fungi; Ascomycota; Dothideomycetes; Venturiales; Sympoventuriaceae
Exons: 4
Coding region: 328-1308 (326 amino acids)
Cellular component (GO): cytoplasm
Molecular function (GO): phosphatase activity
Source: RefSeq, a predicted model, not a curated record